Salvia miltiorrhiza (redroot sage) is the source of this 2797-nucleotide messenger RNA. RefSeq names its product pyruvate dehydrogenase E1 component subunit alpha, mitochondrial. Gene Ontology annotation, cellular component: intracellular membrane-bounded organelle. The transcript has 7 exons. Lineage: Eukaryota; Viridiplantae; Streptophyta; Magnoliopsida; Lamiales; Lamiaceae. The record is from RefSeq and is a predicted model, not a curated record. Gene Ontology annotation, molecular function: pyruvate dehydrogenase (acetyl-transferring) activity. Gene Ontology annotation, biological process: pyruvate decarboxylation to acetyl-CoA. The coding region runs from base 198 to 1400 and encodes 400 amino acids.
AAAAUUAUGAUAUAGGAGCACCCAAUCUCUGACUUUUAUAUUUAUUCCAACUAUACCCCUAUCCUAAUAUUUACAAGUACACUCAUUUUGCCGCUACCAAAUCACCAUAAUCAGCCCUUCCCUCUCCCAACAGCCACCGCUUCACUUUACCAACCCCUCGCCGUCCGAUCAAACCGCCGUCCAAAUCGACGGUAGAUAUGGCUCAGCUGACUCACCGCGCCUCCGCUCUCCAUAAAUCCAUCCCCGCAGUCCUCUUCGCCGCGCGGGGCCUCGCCACCGCCUCCACAUCCCCAAUCACGGUGGAGACCUCCCUCCCCUUCACCGGCCACAAGAUCGAUCCGCCGUCGCGCUCCGUCGAGACCUCCUCGCAGGAGCUCCUCACCUUCUUCCGCGACAUGGCGCUCAUGCGCCGUAUGGAAAUCGCGGCCGAUUCGCUCUACAAGGCCAAGUUGAUUCGUGGAUUCUGCCACCUAUACGACGGCCAGGAGGCCGUCUGUGUCGGGAUGGAGGCCGCGAUUAACAAGAAGGAUUGCAUAAUCACCGCCUACCGCGACCACUGCAUCUUCCUAGGGCGUGGGGGAACUCUGCUGGAAGCGUUCGCGGAGCUGAUGGGGAGGAAAUCCGGGUGCUCGAAGGGGAAGGGAGGCUCGAUGCAUUUUUACAAGAAGGAGGGAGGUUUUUACGGCGGACAUGGAAUCGUCGGGGCGCAGGUUCCAUUGGGUUGUGGAUUGGCCUUCGCGCAAAAGUACAGCAAGGAUGAGAGUGUGACGUUCGCGAUGUACGGAGACGGUGCCGCGAACCAGGGGCAGUUGUUUGAGGCGUUGAACAUGGCCGCGCUGUGGGAUCUGCCUGCUAUUUUGGUCUGCGAAAAUAAUCACUAUGGAAUGGGCACAGCAGAAUGGAGGGCAGCAAAGAGUCCUGCUUAUUAUAAGAGAGGAGAUUAUGUUCCAGGUUUGAAGGUGGAUGGUAUGGAUGUCCUUGCUGUCAAACAAGCAUGCAAGUUUGCAAAGGAGCAUGCUCUCAAGAAUGGACCAAUUAUUCUUGAAAUGGACACCUACAGAUACCAUGGACACUCCAUGUCUGAUCCUGGAAGCACAUACCGUACACGUGAUGAAAUCUCUGGUGUUAGACAGGAACGUGACCCAAUUGAAAGAGUCAGAAAGCUUAUCCUGACUCACGAUAUUGCCACUGAGAAGGAACUGAAGGAUACCGAAAAAGAAGUAAGAAAAGAGGUGGAUGAAGCCAUUGCACAAGCUAAGGAGAGUCCCAUGCCUGACCCUUCAGAGCUGUUCACUAAUGUAUAUGUCAAAGGCCUGGGAACUGAGGUAAAAUUAUUUCAUUAUAUUCAUUUAUUUUUAAGUAGACUCUUAACAACUAUAGUUCUCGAAUUUCUAUUGUAAAAGUGAUAUCAUCGUGGUAUCAAGUUCUGACAAUCAUCUCUUCUCGUACCGACUUUUACAAGUAAACUGUAAAAGGAUCGUAAAGGAUCUAAUACAUGUUUCCUUACUUGACCAGUUUUAAUUAACCAAAAUAUCCGUGAAAGUUAAUUUCACAAACCUGGGUUGGCUAAGUCAAGCCAUAAACUAGUUAAAGUUAUGAAAAUAAAUAAACCUAAUUAGCUAUUGGCCUCUUCACGGGAAAAGUGAUAUCAUCAUGCUAUCUUUACAGCAUAGUGAAAAGAGAUUCUUGUUAAUUUUUAUCUGCUGCUUGGCAGUUGGAAGGAACUAAAAAGAUAAAAAUAGAGCAUUCAGAUAUAGAUCUGUUCAUUCAAUACCUAAGCUAGGAUAAUAGAAAUUGCAUUUGACUAAAAUAUGCAAUUUCAAAGAACUUAUCAAACUACUCAAACCAACUCAAUAUGGUCUGACCACAAAAAAGAAGCUGCAAAGGAUGUCUAAAAGCAUGUGUGGGUUGAGAAAUUGUUUGGUGCCAUUUUAUCAUUUUCCUGUCACAAUUAAUAUACUCCCUCCAUCCUGGAAAAUUAUUCCUAAUUUUCUUUUUUGGGGGGUUCAGAAAAAAUAGUCCUAUUCUAUAUAUGGAUACUACCCCACAACAUAUUAAGCUCAAUAUAUUAAUUUAUUUACCUAUUCUACUACAUGGUGGUCCCCAUUUUCCAUUCCCAAUACAAUUAAUUAUCGUUAUAAAACACUACCUUUAAGAUGAGAUCUUUUAUCCACUUAUAAUAUACUUAACUAUUUUUAUUAUUAAAACUUGUGUUACUCCGUCCUAGGACUAUUGUUUCAGGACGGAGGGAGCAUGAUUCAGUAUCUUUAGGUACCAUACUCCUAUGAUGAUCUCUGCCAUCUUCCUGCUUGCUCUGAUCUGAAGCAUUCAAUUGCUUUGUUUUAGGUUGUGUCUGUUGGUUACUUGACUAUAUCAGCUUUUAUUGUAUGAAGUUAAUUUCAGAGUUAUGCUGGAGCAUGAGCAAUUUAAAAUGGGAACUGCGAACACUCCGUGAAAUUAAUUGCACUCGGAAAAAAAUUAAAUUUUCGCUCAUUUUAAGAUUUGAAUUUAGGUGUUGCAUUCAUUCAUCAAGAUGAUUCAUUCACCGUAGAUCUUCACGAUUGAAGGGCUGAGAAUGGUUUUCCGGUCUCAUUUAAAUAAAAAUUCUCAUUUAUAUAUAUAUAGCUAUUACAGUCUGUUGCCUGAUGGACCAUUAGUUAUCAAGUGUAACAGUGUAUAAACUUUCAUACGGCAGUGUGAAUUCAAAUAUUAUGCUAAUUGCUAAAAGACAUGUCCUUACUACAACUGUUGGUGAUCUGACUGGAGUUUGCGUUGAUUGCAGUCAUUCGGAGCAGAC